AUGUCACUUGAGAUCAGUGAACAAAUAACAUCUGCCACAUCAGUAAUCCGCAACCACAUCAUUAAACAUAAUAGAAAGAACAGAGAUGACAAGAUUGACUAUAUAACGAUAGAACCUGAAAGGGUUUCUGUUUUCUAUGUUAAAUCCGAAUACCAAGCUCAGCACACAGAUGCCCCAAAUAAUAACGAAGCUCUUCUCAAACUGCAUAGGAUGUAUAACGAUAUGAAUAGUAAAGUCGAACAGAUCCAUAGUAGAAUAACUCAAGUGGAUGCCGUGAAUCAUAUCAUACAAUAUACAAAAGAGAUGGUGAAAGUCAUGAAAGAACCAUCACAUAAUAAGUUGAUUCGUCAUCCGAAUUUUGCAGAGGAUGAUUUCAAGCAGGUUAUUGCGUAA
This is a messenger RNA of Paraglomus brasilianum, 393 nucleotides long. The record is from the annotation of a GenBank genome assembly. NCBI's taxonomy places the organism in Eukaryota, Fungi, Glomeromycota, Glomeromycetes, Paraglomerales, Paraglomeraceae.